Molecule: messenger RNA, 1017 nt
Organism: Penicillium malachiteum
Lineage: Eukaryota; Fungi; Ascomycota; Eurotiomycetes; Eurotiales; Aspergillaceae
Exons: 1
Coding region: 1-1017 (338 amino acids)
Biological process (GO): response to abscisic acid; cellulose biosynthetic process
Source: RefSeq, a predicted model, not a curated record
AUGGGCAACCGAUUUGACACAUUUUUGAAGAUUUUGGCUUUGACUAUAAUCUCAGGCUGCCUUCUAUCCAGUUCUAAUUUUUGGAACUCGUCGAACCAAAAUGGAUCCAAUUACCCCCUUGCCCCAGAACACGGCCCGGAGACAAUACAGAAGAAUGCGUCCAUAGCGAUAGCUACCACAGUUCUACACCCUGGGCUUACGCUCCCGGACUGGCUUGAUUAUCAUCUCCGGUGGGUACAGCAUGUAGCAAUAUACAUGGACGACCCACAUGAGCGGCCGUUAUUUGAGCGCCUUUGUGGUGAUAGGCCAGUCACACUCCUAGAAGGUUCACAAGUUGAACCUACCAUGACACCAGAAAGCCGCCUCAUCCGACGUCAGAUGGCUAAUAUGAAACAUGCAAUCGCCUAUCUGAUGAAUCAUGGCUAUACCUGGCUUCUCCACAUGGAUCUGGAUGAGUUGCUCAAUGGACCUCUAAUAGAGUCACGCGCCUGGGCUAGGGACCUUCAAAUAGGUCAUGUCACUUUUACAAAUCACGAGGCGCUUCCAGUCGACUUUGAGACCUCAGAACCGUUCAAAGACUGCACGCACUUUUGGGUUAACGGUGUAGACCGCAAUGCCAACUUUGCUGCUUAUGGAAAUGGCAAGAGCGCAGUCCGCCUCGGACCAUACGUUGAGCCAAGCGGACCCCAUCUGUUCUCCGGUUACGCUGGCCGUGCAAUCAAACCCUCAGGUGAAGAGGCGAUGAUAUUGCACUACCCAUAUCCCUCUUACAACAGCUGGCUCCGCAAGUUUGAUUUCUACGGCCGCUUUUCUGACAACUGGUUUGGCGACCGCCAUGCGCCUAAGAUCAUAGACUUCAUGUUGCAAUCAAGAGACGUGAUUCAGAUGGCCCAUAAGACCAAUGACUGGGCCAGUGCCAGAGCAUUCUUCAACCGGCGAGUCCUUGAUCCCAAAUCAAGGGAAGAGGCCAUUUCCCAGGGCAAGAUACGUCGAUACACGCCGUUUGCGAAUCUUUGA